This is a messenger RNA of Knipowitschia caucasica, 1680 nucleotides long. The record is from the annotation of a GenBank genome assembly. Lineage: Eukaryota; Metazoa; Chordata; Actinopteri; Gobiiformes; Gobiidae.
AUGGGGCUGUUGUCGGCCCACUUCCAGCCAAACCUGUGCAGUCCAGGCCUGCUCCUCAGACUCCAGGUCCUAGAGGCUGACUUCUGCUCUGUGCUCUCUAUCACAGCCAGGUUGUGUGGGGCCAACUUGGCAAUGGGAUAUUUCAGUAGUGGAUUAGCCUGGCAUGUUGAUCUCCCAACAGAUGACUACGCAGCCCUCUCAGAUGACAAGCAUUGGCACUUGGUCAUUCCCAUACAAUACGGCAGAGCGUGGUCUGCAGGCGAUGCGUUGAAGUCGGAUCGAUUUGGAUGCCUGUUGUUGUUGUUGUUGUUGACAAUGACAGCCUUUCUCCUCCCUCUUCAUCUGCUGUUACUGGCAGGUGCAGCGUGGGCCUCUCUGGAUGAAACGCGGCUGGUGAAGACACUGUUCACUGGGUACAAUAAGGUGGUGCGUCCUGUGGCUCACUUCACAGACCCAGUGGUGGUGACUGUGGGACUGCAGCUCAUUCAGCUCAUCAGUGUGGAUGAGGUGAACCAGAUUGUCAGCAGUAACGUGCGUCUCAAACAGCAAUGGAAAGAUGUGAACUUACAGUGGAACCCUGAGGAUUAUGGGGGAAUCAAAAAGGUCAGAGUUCCCUCCACUGACAUUUGGAGGCCUGAUCUGGUCCUCUACAACAAUGCGGACGGAGACUUUGCCAUCGUUCACGAGACCAAAGUGUUAUUGGAGCACACGGGGAUGAUCACAUGGAACCCUCCCGCUAUCUUCAAGAGCUACUGCGAGAUCAUUGUGCUGCACUUUCCCUUCGACCUGCAGAACUGUAGCAUGAAGCUCGGCACCUGGACCUACGACGGCAAUCUGGUCGUCAUAAACCCGGACAGUGACCGCCCCGAUCUGAGCCACUUCAUGGAGAGUGGGGAGUGGGUGAUGAAGGACUUCCGCAGCUGGAAGCACCAGGUGUUUUACUCGUGCUGCCCGGACACUCCUUACCUGGACAUCACGUACCACUUCCUCAUGCUGCGGCUGCCUCUCUACUUCAUCGUCAACGUCAUCAUCCCGUGCAUGCUCUUCUCCUUCCUCACCGGCCUGGUCUUCUACCUGCCCACCGACUCAGGUGAGAAGAUGACCUUGUCCAUCUCUGUUCUACUGUCCCUGACCGUCUUCCUGCUGGUUAUUGUGGAGCUCAUCCCCUCCACCUCCAGUGCAGUGCCGCUCAUCGGGAAAUACAUGCUCUUCACCAUGGUCUUCGUCAUCGCGUCUAUUAUUAUCACGGUCAUCGUGAUCAACACCCACCACCGCUCCCCCAGCACGCACACCAUGCCCGGGUGGGUGCGCAAGGUUUUCAUUGAGACAAUCCCCAACGUCAUGUUCUUCUCAACAAUGAAGCGUCCAGGAAAAGAGAAGCAGAUCAGAAACAUAUACGGUGCAGACUUUGACAUAUCAGACAUCUCUGGUAACCAGGCAACCUCUGUGCCCUACCACUCCCCCAUCACCAAGAACCCAGACGUACGCAGCGCCAUAGAGGGGGUCAAGUACAUCGCAGAGACCAUGAAGUCAGAUGAGGAGUCCAAUAAUGCAGCGGAGGAGUGGAAGUUUGUCGCCAUGGUGCUGGACCACAUUCUGCUCUGUGUCUUCAUGGCCGUGUGUCUUAUUGGCACAUUGGGUGUGUUCGCUGGUCGUCUCAUUGAGCUCAGCCUCCUUUGA